Molecule: messenger RNA, 1491 nt
Organism: Chiloscyllium plagiosum (whitespotted bambooshark)
Lineage: Eukaryota; Metazoa; Chordata; Chondrichthyes; Orectolobiformes; Hemiscylliidae
Source: RefSeq, a predicted model, not a curated record
AUGACGAUAGUUUCAAGUUCAAGUCACACUACAGGGCAUGAACGUGAUAAUGAAGAUUGGCACACUGCAGUACAGGACCGAAUCCCAAUCCCGGAGAAGCCAGGAGCAGCAGCGGGACGGCGGAGACCAAGUGCAGGACAAGCAUUGCAAACCCAGGGAGAGAGGGACCGGAGCCCGGGGACUGAGAGUGACCGGAGCCCGGGGACGGAGAGGGACCGGAGCCCGGGGACAGAGAGUGACCGGAGCCCGGGGACGGAGAGUGACCGGAGCACGGGGACUGAGAGUGACCGGAGCCCGGGGACGGAGAGGGACCGGAGCCCGGGGACAGAGAGUGACCGGAGCCCGGGGACGGAGAGUGUCCGGAGCCCGGGGACGGAGAGGGACCGGAGCCCGGGGACAGAGAGGGACCGGAGCCCGGGGACGGAGAGGGACCGGAGCCCGGGGACUGAGAGAGACCGGAGCCCGGGGACAGAGAGUGACCGGAGCCAGGGGACGGAGAGUGACCGGAGCCCGGGGACGGAGAGGGACCGGAGCCCGGGGACAGAGAGUGACCGGAGCACGGGGACGGAGAGUGACCGGAGCCCGGGGACGGAGAGGGACCGGAGCCCGGGGACAGAGAGUGACCGGAGCACGGGGACGGAGAAGAGUGACCGGAGCCCGGGGACAGAGAGUGACCGGAUCCCGGGGACUGAGAGGGACCGGAUCCCGGGGACUGAGAGGGACCGGAGCCCGGGGACUGAGUGUGACCGGAUCCCGGGGACAGAGAGUGACCGGAGCCCGGGGACAGAGAGGGUCCGGAGCCCGGGGACUGAGAGGGACCGGAGCCCGGGGACUGAGUGUGACCGGAUCCCGGGGACAGAGAGUGACCGGAGCCCGGGGACAGAGAGUGUCCGGAGCCCGGGGACUGUGAGUGACCGGAGCCCGGGGACAGAGAGUGUCCGGAGCCCGGGGACUGUGAGUGACCGGAGCCCGGGGACAGAGAGUGUCCGGAGCCCGGGGACUGUGAGUGACCGGAGCCCGGGGACAGAGAGUGUCCGGAGCCCGGGGACUGUGAGUGACCGGAGCCCGGGGACAGAGAGUGUCCGGAGCCCGGGGACUGUGAGUGACCGGAGCCCGGGGACAGAGAGUGUCCGGAGCCCGGGGACUGUGAGUGACCGGAGCCCGGGGACAGAGAGUGUCCGGAGCCCGGGGACUGUGAGUGACCGGAGCCCGGGGACAGAGAGUGUCCGGAGCCCGGGGACAGAGAGGGUCCGGAGCCCGGGGACAGAGAGUGACCGGAGCCCGGGGACAGAGAGUGUCCGGAGCCCGGGGACUGAGAGUGACCGGAGCCCGGGGACAGAGAGGGUCCGGAGCCCGGGGACUGAGAGGGACCGGAGCCCGGGGACUGAGUGUGACCGGAUCCCGGGGACAGAGAGUGACCGGAGCCCGGGGACAGAGAGUGACCGGAGCCCGGGGAUGGAGCCGCUUUCCCGGGAAUGCCCCGGUCAGUGA